AUACAACGCGGAUCUCUUCCUUUGAACUGUGGAGCGCUGAGCGGCGGUGGCGGAGGUAACGGGGUGAUAAAGAGUGAGAUUUCAGGCUCCUGAAUCACCCCGGGAGAGGGUGAGAGGGAAGUGUGACAUAUUUAUCGAGGAAAAACAUUUUUCCCUCUGCGAGCGGAGCGCACACACAGCGGGAGAGAGAGAGGAGCGCUGAAGCAUGUCGCUGAGCCGGGAGGAGAGCGGGAGCCGGACUGCGCUGCUCGCCGGGAAUCGGCUCUCCUCAGGCCGCUGACCGGACUCGCGGAGCCGCGCUGUGAAUAGAAGAAGGGAAAGAGGGAAGGACAGCAGACCUUCUUGAACAGUUUGAGCGUUUCCUGACCGCAGCAUCACCCUAUCUCAGCCACCUGGGACCAUGCUGUUUAUCUUGGCCGCAGGCUCCGUGUUCUUCCCGGGGCUUUUCCUCUUGUCCAAGCAGUGUCUGAAACAGCUGCCUGGUCUGGGAUGGAGCGAGGGGGAUGCUGUCAUGGUGUCUGCCAGGUUGGUGUCGUCCAUCCAGGCUGUCAUGGCUUCUUCAGCUGGUUGUAUCAUAUCAACCUCCUGUGAAGACAUCAUUAAGGACCAGCACUGGCUAACCACUGCCUACAUCCUGUUCGCGGUGCCCUACUUCGUGUACGACAUCUACGCCAUGUUCCUGUGCUACUGGCACAAGCUUCAAGUCAAAGGUCACGAGGUGGACAGCGGUCCCAAGCUGAAAUCCGUGGCUCUGGCCAGCUACCUCCGCCGAGAGUUCCUCAUGGUCUUGCACCACGUCGUCAUGGUCACUGUGUGCUUCCCCGUCUCUGUGUUCUGGAGGCAGGGGAAAGGCGAUUACUUCCAGGGCGUCAUGUUCCUAGCUGAACUCAGCACUCCCUCCGUCUGCCUAUGCAAAAUCCUCAUUCAGUACAAGCUGCAGCACACGCUACUUCACAAAGUGAAUGGGGCGCUCAUGCUGAUCACUUUCUUCAUCUGUCGAAUCCUUCUCUUCCCCUACCUCUACUAUGUUUAUGGCAGCUACGCCUCCAUCCCUUUCUACCUGGUCCCGCUGGCGGUGCCCUGGCAGUGUAACGUGGGGGCGGGUCUCCUCAUGGCUCCACAGCUCUAUUGGUUCUCCCUCAUCUGUAAGGGAGCUCUCCGCCUGUUCACUGGACGCUCCUCGCGCUACCGAUCUCCCGAAGGCCCCGCCUCUUCCUGCCUGGACUCGCAGGGGUCACACCCCCAGUCCUCUCAGCCGGCCAAUGGCUACAGCAGUCGGAUGGCCGCUCUGGACAUGCCCAUCACCAUGAGCCACUAGGAGAAGAGAGAGGAGCAGCAGGAGAGACUCGGGGUGGAGGACAGAGUGGGAACAGCGUGGGUCACACAAACAAGUGCAACUGAAGAACUGGACCUGAGUGGGGACUGUAAUGGAGUAGCGCUAUUGUACUAUAGUACAGUACAGCACGGUACCAUGAUUAGCUCCGAGACCCAUUACUACAUGUAGGACUGCUUUAGUAGAAGAUGAGAGCUAAAGACUCGUAAAAGACUCCAAAAAAAUGGCCAAGCCUGUGUCCGCUGCACGUUUGAGCAAACCGAGCCGAUAUGCAGCGUUAUUAAUAUGCAUUAUAUAAGCCACUAAAGGGGUUGUCUGUAUAGGCAUGUCAAUGUUGCUGCGAACAUGAUCAGGAAAUCAACUGUUGUAAAACAAAUUUUAAUGUGAAAAUCAAUGAGAUGGAACCUCCAAAUCCAAUUGGUUAGACUAAAAAACAUCAUAAGUAAGUAAUUACGACGCUCUUAAACUUUGCAAGCUAUAAAAGAAAACACUUUACACCGACACAUUAAUAAAUACAUUAUACAAUAUAUAUAAGGAAAAAUUGUAGGUUGCUGGUGACCUCUCUCGUCUCAGUAAAACUAAAACUAAUCCCUGGCGGUCUGAGAGAAGAGACGGCUCAGGGAUUCGGAAUGUAUUAUUUUGUAGAUGAUAGAGUGCACUGUUAAUAGCAACCGAAGCGUAAAACUAAAGUAACAGGAAGAUUUCUCUCCAACGUCCCGCUCUAAGGCCAAAUACAGUGUCUUGCAAGAGUAUCUGUAACCCUUGAACUUUUUGUCACAUUUUGUCAUGUUACAUCCAAAAACUUUAAAUAUAUUUAAUUGAGAUUUUAAGGUAGACCAACUGCUUUUGAAAGUUUAUUAACUUAAUUAGUUAAUAGAGUCAUACAGCUGUGUGUAAUGUAGUCUCAGUAUAAAUACAGCUGUUCUGUGAAGGCCUCAGUGGUUUGGUCAUGAACAAACAGCUUUAUGAAGACCAAUGAAAUCACCAGACAGGUCAAAGAUAAAGUCAUGGAGAAGUUUAAAGCUAAAUCUAAAGGGUUAGGUUAUGAAAACAUAUUCCAAGCUUUGAGCGUCCCUCUGAGCACUGUUCAGUCCAUCAUCCAAAAAUAGAAAAAAGUACAUCUACCAAAACAUGGCCAUGGUCCACCCAAACUGACAGAAUAAGCAAGGAGAGCACUGGUCAGAGAGAAGCAGCCAAAAGUGGCCUAUGGUCACUCUGGAGGAGCUGUAGAAAUCCACAGCUUAGGUGGGAAAACUUUAAGUAGUGCUCCACAAAUCUGGCCUUUAUGGAAGAGUGGAAAAAAGAUAUAGAAAACCUUUGUUGAAAGAAAGACAUUGUCACACGCCAUGAAUUGAUAAGGUAGAAUGGAGUAAAAAUAUCAGUGUUUUGAAGAGCAAAGCUGGUAAAGAUAAACCUCAAAUGACUUACUCUACUAAGUAUUGAUAUGGGGUUUUGGUAUAUUUAUUUUAUUUGAUAUACAUUUUGAAAACUAUGUAUCAUUUUCUUCCACUUUACAAUAAUGCGUUACUUUGUGUUGCUCUAACACUUAAAAUCUCAAUAAAAUUUUUAUAUAGUGUUAUAGGGUGACAAAAUAGAAAAAAAAAGUUCAAAGGGGUAUGAAUACUUUUGCAAGCCGACCUCAAUGCAGAACGUUGGAGUAGAUCUUUACCAGCACUAUCUACUGUAUGUAUCUAUACAUAAAUAUAUAAAUAUAUAUAUAUAUAUAUGUAAUACUUGUAUAAACUAAAAUGUAAACCCCAGAGACAACCCUGAAUUUCUAGGUAAAAAGAGAAGAUCAGAUAUAUUAAGCUGCCUUAUCCCUUUUGGAAUUAUGAAUUAUGUAUUUUAGUUUAUUUUUGCUUUUUGCCUAGAGAAGAAUAUUUCCAUAAAAAAAACUUUCAAAAAAACAGACUGUACAUAAUCGACAAAAUCAUUUUCUAAUUUAUUGUUGUUUUUGUUGACGACACUUUCGUGUGUUACAAAUCCCAACUGUAACUUAUUGUUUUGUUAUUAUUUGUUUAUUUGCGUUAGUUUCUAUCUAUUAUUAUGUUUAUUAUGUUUUGUGGCAUAAAUGCUCUUGACGAGCGCUGUUAUCAUACUGGUUAUGAGACGAUAAUUAUGAUUUUAUGUUGUUACAAAGUCAGUAAUCCCACGUAUGAUCCCCAAACCAAUAUCAAUAUUAAUAAUAUAACCGUCCUAACCUGCCUGCAGAUACUCUUAUUUUCAGUGUUACAGUUAUACGUCGGGAAUGGUCGUGGAAUAAACUGCAUACAGUACCAAAACUACCAUAAUCGAUUUUCAAUCUAGUUCCUAUUUGUGUGCAAAUAGCAUGCUGUUACGCACAGUAAAACCACAUCAGAUUAUAAAACCAUUAUUAAACUAUUACAGCAGAUCAGCACAUUCAGAUACUGGAAAAAUAUUGGAAUAAUGAAUAAUGUACACUAUAUGUUCAAAUGUUUGAGGGAACCUCUUCUAAUUAAUGCAUUUAGUCACUAAAGGUUUUUAAGGCUCCAUCUACAUGUAUCUGGACAUUUUAAUAUAUAUAUAUAUAUAUAUA
Messenger RNA from Astyanax mexicanus (Mexican tetra), 3890 nucleotides. It is a transcript of the gene tlcd3bb, whose product is annotated as TLC domain containing 3Bb. Gene Ontology annotation, biological process: lipid homeostasis; ceramide biosynthetic process. Gene Ontology annotation, molecular function: sphingosine N-acyltransferase activity. The record is from RefSeq and is a predicted model, not a curated record. Lineage: Eukaryota; Metazoa; Chordata; Actinopteri; Characiformes; Acestrorhamphidae. Bases 401 to 1318 code for a protein of 305 amino acids. The transcript has 7 exons. Gene Ontology annotation, cellular component: endoplasmic reticulum; membrane.